AUGGCUGCAUCGCGUGAACCUGUGUACUGGCUGGGAAAUGAUACCCUGAGAGUGUCGGCUGCCCUGUUUGCAGAGAACCGCCGGCGCCUCUGCCAGGGACUGAAAGCCAAAAGUGAACUUGUGCCCAAAAGUGUGGUUGUUCUUCAAGGUGGAGAGCAGAAGCAGAGAUACUGCACAGACACGGAUGUGGUUUUCAGACAGGAGUCCUUCUUCCACUGGGCCUUUGGAGUCAUUGAGGCUGACUGCUAUGGAGCCAUCGACGUGGACUCAGGAAAGGCCUUCCUGUUUGUGCCCAAGCUGCCUGAAAGUUACGCUACAUGGAUGGGAGAGAUCUAUCCUCGGGAACACUUCAAGGAGAAAUAUGCUGUCGAUGAGGUGCAUUACACCUCUGAUAUUGUGGAAGUGUUGGCCAACUUGCAGCCGUCCACCCUCCUGACUCUGCGUGGACUGAAUACCGAUAGUGGCAGUACCUGUCGUGAAGCCUCCUUUGAAGGAAUCAGCCGCUUCCAGGUGAACAACACCCUGUUGCACCCAGUAAUUGUUGAAUGCCGCCUGCUUAAGACCGAUAUGGAGUUGGAGGUCCUGCGUUACACCAACCGCAUUUCCAGUGACGCCCAUAAAGAGAUAAUGAGACGUGUAAGACCUGGACAGAAAGAAUAUGAAAUGGAGAGUCUGUUUCAGCACUACUGCUAUUCGCGUGGAGGUAUGCGCCACACCUCUUAUACCUGCAUCUGUGGAAGUGGACAUAACUCCUCUGUCCUUCACUAUGGCCACGCUGGAGCACCUAACGAAAAGACAAUUGAAGAUGGAGACAUGUGUCUCUUUGACAUGGGUGGAGAGUAUUACUGCUACACCUCUGACAUCACUUGCUCUUUCCCGGCCAAUGGAAAAUUCACCGCUGACCAGAGAGCCAUCUACGAGGCAGUCCUCAAGUCCUCACGCACUGUAAUGGCUGCUAUCAAACCAGGGGUAAAGUGGACAGACAUGCACAGGCUGGCUGAUCGGGUUCACCUGGAGGAGCUGGUUAAGGUUGGCAUCCUGCGUGGCAAUGUGGAGGACAUGCUCAAAGUCCACCUGGGUGCCGUGUUCAUGCCCCACGGACUCGGGCACCUGCUGGGCAUUGACGUGCACGAUGUGGGCGGAUACCCUGAGGGUGUGAAGCGAGUGGACGAACCAGGCCUGAGGAGCCUUCGAAUGGGCCGUUUGGUGCAGGAGCGCAUGGUCCUGACCGUGGAGCCCGGUAUCUAUUUCAUCAACCACCUGCUGGACCAAGCCCUGGCCGACCCAGCACACUCCUGCUUCAUUAACAAUGCUGUUCUGCAGCGAUUCCGUGGCUUCGGAGGGGUGCGUAUCGAAGACGACAUUGCAGUGACGGCAAACGGCGUAGAGUUGCUGACCUGCGUUCCCCGCACCGUGGAGGAGAUAGAAGCCUUCAUGGCUGAGGGUCGAGACUCUUCCAAGUCCUUCGGCCCUGUUGUCUGCAGUGAGAAACUGUGAACGUCCAUCUCAUCUCCAAGAUCAUAACAAAUUUUACGCAAGACCUUUAUCAGCUUUCAGAAAUAUGAAAUUACAGUACUCUGCUUUAAGCGUUUUCAUUGAGAAUGACACUAUGUGCAACUACAAGUAAAGCAGCCUGAAAAAAAUGAUCCGUCUCAUUUAUCAGGUGAUCUGAUAAUUUCUUCUCCAUUUGUGAAUUUCUUUGUCCACUGAUUAAAUUCUGAUAUAUUUUUUGACAAUUUGUACUUUUCAAAUUUAAGGGAAAUGCAUGUUGGUC
This is a messenger RNA of Chanos chanos (milkfish), 1774 nucleotides long. RefSeq names its product xaa-Pro dipeptidase-like. NCBI's taxonomy places the organism in Eukaryota, Metazoa, Chordata, Actinopteri, Gonorynchiformes, Chanidae. The coding region runs from base 1 to 1497 and encodes 498 amino acids. The record is from RefSeq and is a predicted model, not a curated record. The transcript has 15 exons. Gene Ontology annotation, molecular function: metalloaminopeptidase activity; manganese ion binding.